Lachancea thermotolerans CBS 6340 is the source of this 1002-nucleotide messenger RNA. It is a transcript of the gene BUG1, whose product is annotated as Bug1p. Bases 1 to 1002 code for a protein of 333 amino acids. NCBI's taxonomy places the organism in Eukaryota, Fungi, Ascomycota, Saccharomycetes, Saccharomycetales, Saccharomycetaceae. The transcript has a single exon. The record is from RefSeq and is a predicted model, not a curated record.
AUGUCUGAAGAGGAGGAAAAAAGGCUGAAACAGCUUGAAGAGGCCAGGAGAAGGGUUCAGGAGCUGAAAAACAAGAAGAAGAAGAAAGACAAGAAGAAGAAAACAAAGGGUGAAGAGAACGAAUCUGAGGUCGGAAACGCUAGCGAGAACACCAGCGAGGCUGUUGAGGAGCGUGUUGAUGUGGCGCCUGAUGCGAAUGCAGCCCACUCUGAUGAUACUGCAGAAAAACUAGACAACCGCGCCCCAGAGAUAGUCAAUGUUGAAAGUAGUGUAGAAACACAGGAGAGCGAAGGUACCUCCGAGGCAUUGAGCGUGCCAAAAAAUGACGUGCAGGAAGUUGAAACAGCAACUACGGAGAAUGAAGAAAAAGGCGCUGAAGAAGGUCUGAUCAAUGAAGAAGAAAAGCACAAAGAUGAAGAACAGGCGGAUGUUGAGGUUGAAAAUGCUCAAAGUGCUGAGGAUAACACAGUUGAGGCAGCACUGGAAGGUACGGGCCAAAAUUCUGCAGAGACUGAAACUAUUGUCGAGCAACAAAGAUCUGAUGAUCAAGCCACUGAGUUAUUCUCUAGCGAUAACGAUAACAAGGACUCCGACUUCCUUACAGAACUACAGAGGGAGAACGAUCGUCUGGCUCUCAUAGAUCUUGAGAAGCAAGUUUCCGAGCUCAGCUCUCAACUACGCAGCUUGAAGUUUGUUAACAUGGAACAAGAAACAACAGUCGAAGAGUUGCAGGAACGUGUACAUGAACUCGAACAAGAAGUGAGCGUAUCUCAACAAGAACUUGCUUCUGUAAAGCAGGAGUUAAUGCAGGAAAAGCAAAAAACAGCCAGAAGUGCCGCCUCCACGGAGCCUUCUCUUUUGCAAACACGCUCGUCUACUUUCAGCCCGUAUGCCAAUAAUAACCCAGUUGUAGAUAGAGCCGCGAUUGACAAGUGGAAAAACUGGAAUGUGGACAUGACAGCGUGGCGGAGUAUCGGCUCGGGGCCUGUCGUACAUUUUUAA